GGUAGACCGUAUUACAUUUAACAUUAUACUGUCUGCCGGCAUAUACAGAUAUUUGCAUUGCACCUUGUAUUUUGUACAGUAUGUUGGCGGUGGUGAUUCGGCACUGCGUUGUCACUUGGCAGUGACCAGGAUGGUUGGUAUCGUGCUUUCCGCCGACUGCACCGGCAACGACGCGACACCGAGCUGAGAACUGCAGCAGCGCGCGGACACUUGCCAGCAGCUUGUUGAUUGUUUACUCCGGUUGCUGCAUAAUACAGCGGUGUAUUCCGGGGCAUCCAGCUAGUCGCGCAAGCUGCCCACGAUGGGCCAGUACUGCUGACGACUGCUGGCACACUAGCUGCACACUUCCGACGCACUGGAUCAUUUGGACGGAUAGCUAAUAUUCGUAAUCCGCUGAUUGAUAUUCCACAUUCGCUGGCCUGGCAUCAAUCCAUCACUCGUGGCGUGUAGUGUUAUGAGCCGGCGCUGUGCCGUCCUGUACCGGCCAGUCGUGUUGCGGGGAGUGAGCGCAUGCCGGUGGCGGUUAUUCGUGUCCAGUGUGCCGGUGCCGGGCCUGCUGCUGCAGCUGCUCAUCGGCGCCGUCUCCGUUGUGUCCUUGCAAAGCAGCGCCACCGUCCUGAGUCCCCGUUGCGGCAGUACCCUGCGCUCGGCCUGGGGCAACCUGACCUACCCGGCCGACUUCCCGCAGCGGCCCUACGUCUUCGGCCUGAAAUGCCGCUGGACCAUCCGGCUCCCCUCUCCCACCGGCCAGGUGCGCGUGACCUUUCCCUACCUGGUGCUGCGGCCCAUGGACUUCUUGCUGGUGGCCGAUCCCGCCGUGAUCGGCGCUAGUCGCGUCUGCUCCCCUCCCCAUGACAGCGCCGCCACGCAGACGGCGGACGCCCCACUGACCACUCGCGAUCUCUCGCCGACGACGGCGCCACCGACCAGCAGCGUACUGUUGUAUCGCGGGGCGGAAGCCGGCAGCGGCCCGCCCGACGCCGAGGUCAGCUUCACGGCGCCGGGAGCGUCCGUGGUGGUGGAGCUGUGCCCCAGCGCCUUCCCUUUGGGCGUCACCAAGGGCCUGGGCCUCAUCUUCCUGUGGGAGGACGCCAGCAACGCCGACAACGCCAGCGCCCACGCCGCGCUGGAUUACGACGUGCCCAGCUUCUUCCCGCCCAACCUCACCGGCCUGCCAGCAAACUGAUUCUCCUUCCGCUUUACUGGACGCCUGGCGAUCAUUCCGGGUUAAAAAUCUGCGCCUGUUUUAUACAGUUAAUAACAUUUAUUAUCUGCAGCCUGCGCAUGCA
This is a messenger RNA of Paramacrobiotus metropolitanus, 1289 nucleotides long. RefSeq lists its product as uncharacterized. The coding region runs from base 455 to 1186 and encodes 243 amino acids. Lineage: Eukaryota; Metazoa; Tardigrada; Eutardigrada; Parachela; Macrobiotidae. The transcript is spliced from 4 exons. The record is from RefSeq and is a predicted model, not a curated record.